AAUAACAAGUAUGUCAAUGGACAAACAGUGCAAAGAUACAUCAAUUUUAAUUGUCGAACAUCUACCAGAUACACCACCGAAUCGUGGCGGUAGUGGUGAUUAUACCCAAUUAAUAGCUUUACAUGAAAAUAAAGCUAAUAAUAACAGUGUUGGGGCCGUUGUAACAACAACCGAACACCCAACUUCAUUAACACCAGAAGUUGGUACAGUCGUUGGCGUUAAUAAUCGAACGCCAAUUCCAUCAUGUCGCAAAUUCACAAUACGUUCAUCCAGAUCAUCAUCUAGAACACAUCAACGGCGAAUGUUGGCUGAUAAAAUACAACAAAUUAUAACGUCAUCAACAAUAACACCACCAAAUACACCAACAAAUAAAUGUAACAAUAACAGUAAUACUAAGAACUAUUAUAAUACGGAUACUGGGAAAUUAUUUGUACGAAAAUCACGGAACCGUCAUAAAUCUCGACGAUCGUUAUCUUUCGAUGGAUCUACUAGAAUGGACAAUCGAGAAUCAUCACUUCAUAAUGACAGAAGUAAUAUUUUAACAAAAGAAAUUGUAAUAAGAAAUGAUAUGGGGAGGAAUACAAAUUCAAAUAAUGGUAAUGAUAAUUGUAAUAGCGACAUCGACAACGAUACUGCCGCCGCCAAUUUGCACAUGAAACAGGCGUCACGACGCGUCGGUUUUAUGUUAAUGUUAAAUGCGUGGCGCCAUUGUCGUGCCCAACUUUGUGAUAUGAUUCAGCAUUCGGUUAAACUCGAAUCACAGAUUGAUCAACAAAGGCUACAAAUUGCUGUUUUACGAGAAUUAAUUAAUACAGAUAAUUUAAGAGUAUCAACGGCAAAUGAAGAAGCAAAAAAGGCACAAGAAGCUGUUCUUGUCGCUGAACAAUUAGUAAAUCAAACACAAGAAGAAAAUGAAGAAUUAAAGAAGAAUAUUAGUACAAUGGAAGAUAAAAUCAUUGAAUACACGACAGAAAUAAAGAAUGAAAAGAACAAUAUAUUAAUGGUUCGAUCACAAGUGAAUGCUUUAGAAAAUCAAUUAACAAAGGAUCGUGAAAAAUUAUCUAGAUUACGAGAUGAUAAAAUGCAUUUAGUUCAUAAGGUGCAACAAAUUGAAGAAAAAUUACAGCAAAAGGAAAUUGAUUUGGAAACGAUAAAAGCUGUUCAUUUACAAUUAGAAGAACGAUUUGACGAGCAACGAAUGAUUAAUGCAGCUUGUAUGGAUGAAAUUGAUACACUUAAUGAGGCUUUAAAAGAAAUGCAACUCAAUAGAGAAAAUUUAGAAGAAAAAUGCAAAGCAUUGGAGAAAAAACUUGAAAUGCGCCAAAGUGAAUUGACAAAUGUACAAACUGAACUACAGAUUGCCAGAGAGGAUGUACAUAAUUUAGCUGAACAUAAUGAUCAAUUGAGCAGAAGUUUACAUGAUACACAAAGUCGUUUACAUUUACAAUGUCAUCGCCCAUGGUGGUCACUUGCUGCCGAACUUGCUACUGGGCCAAUAAGUGCAUUACAUACAGCUGCACGUAUUGCUCUACCAGCACUACCACAAAAUCAUCAAACACGAUUAAUGGAUAGCGAUUCGAAUAAAACUAAUAUAUUUUCUAUGAAUGAAUACAUUUUAAAGGUAACGACACCAGAUAAUAGUUCGGAUGAUGUGGGAUCGUCAUGUUGUUAUUCGGAUUCGGAAUCGUCGCGUACUAUAUCUAAUAAUGAAAACUCUUAUACUACUAUUCAAGAAUUGUGAAAUGAAAAAAAAUUGGUUUAUGGAUUAAUGUAAUCCUCAAGAAAAUAAUAUAUAUUGAUCGCUCUGCACUGUUGAUUUUGUUUCUUAUAAUUUAAGCGUAUAUAAAAUAGGAAACCCUACUACCAUACAUAUUUAUGGGGUUAAGAUUUUACUUUUAAAA
Chrysoperla carnea is the source of this 1901-nucleotide messenger RNA. Its product is annotated as SUN domain-containing protein 2-like. NCBI's taxonomy places the organism in Eukaryota, Metazoa, Arthropoda, Insecta, Neuroptera, Chrysopidae. Bases 11 to 1741 code for a protein of 576 amino acids. The record is from RefSeq and is a predicted model, not a curated record. The transcript has 7 exons.